GUGGCGGAUGUAAGGUAUGAGGCGGGGCCAAUGCCGGCGUGCCGCUUUAUGAUUGGUAGGCUUCUGGAUCCGCCUCCGGAGAGGAGGGCAAGGCCCUAUUAAAAGAUCUCAGCUCCGCGCUAUCCGGGUCAGAGGCUUGAGUCUAAGGCAUAGAGUGUAUCAUGUUGAAGAUGAGCGGGUGGCAGCGACAGAGCCAAAAUCAGAGCCGGAACCUGAGGAGAGAGUGUUCCAGAAGGAAGUGUAUCUUCAUACAUCACCACACCUGA
Molecule: messenger RNA, 266 nt
Organism: Globicephala melas (long-finned pilot whale)
Lineage: Eukaryota; Metazoa; Chordata; Mammalia; Artiodactyla; Delphinidae
Product: DDIT3 upstream open reading frame protein
Source: RefSeq, a predicted model, not a curated record